Molecule: messenger RNA, 1294 nt
Organism: Sorex fumeus (smoky shrew)
Lineage: Eukaryota; Metazoa; Chordata; Mammalia; Eulipotyphla; Soricidae
Gene: AKR1B10
Product: aldo-keto reductase family 1 member B10
Exons: 10
Coding region: 63-1013 (316 amino acids)
Cellular component (GO): mitochondrion; cytosol
Molecular function (GO): aldose reductase (NADPH) activity
Source: RefSeq, a predicted model, not a curated record
AGCCCGGCGCUAUUUACCAGCUGCCCGGCUGGUCGCUGCGCUCAGCGCUCUCUGCCCGCACCAUGGCAACCUUCGUGGAACUCAGCACCAAGGCCAAGAUGCCCAUCGUGGGUCUGGGCACCUGGCAGUCUCCCCCAGGCAUGGUCAAAGAAGCCGUGAAGGUGGCCAUCGACGCGGGCUAUCGCCACAUUGACUGUGCCUAUGUCUACCAGAAUGAGAAUGAGGUGGGCGAAGCCAUCAAAGAGAAGAUCCAGGAGAAGGCUGUGAAGAGGGAGGACCUCUUCAUCGUCAGCAAGUUGUGGCCCACCUUCUUUGAUCGACCCCUAGUGAAGCAAGCGUUUCAGAAGACCCUCCGGGACCUGAAACUGGACUACCUGGACCUUUAUCUUAUCCACUGGCCACAGGGAUUACAGGCUGGGGAGGUCCUUUUACCGAAAGAUGAUAAAGGGAAUAUAAUCCCCAGUAAGGUCACAUUCUUGGAUGCCUGGGAGGCCUUGGAGGAGCUGGUGGACGAGGGAUUGGUGAAAGCCCUCGGGGUGUCCAACUUCAACCACCUCCAGAUCGAAAAGAUCUUUAACAAACCCGGACUUAAACACAAGCCAGUGACUAACCAGGUUGAGUGCCACCCCUACCUCACCCAGGACAAGCUGAUCGAGUACUGCAAGUCCAAAGGCAUGGUUGUGACUGCUUACAGCCCUCUGGGGUCUCCUAAUAGGCCUUGGGCCAAGCCAGACGAGCCUGCCCUGCUGGAGGACCCCAAAUUAAAGGAGAUCGCUGCAAAGCACAAAAAGACCACAGCUCAGGUUCUGAUCCGGUUCCACAUCCAGAGGAAUGUGGUCACAAUCCCCAAGUCUGUGACGCCUUCACGCAUCAUUGACAAUUUUAAGGUCUUUGACUUUAAAUUGAGUGAUGAAGACAUGGCGACCAUCUUAAGCUUCAACAGAAACUGGAGAUUAUGCAACAUAGACGGCUCGGCUCACUUGGAAGAUUACCCCUUCCGCGAAGAAUAUUGAAGCGGAAUCUCUCCUUCCAUAAUGGUCCUGCGGAAUUCCCCACUCUCUUCUGGCCUGAAGUGUAACUCUCUGCCAGAGUCCUGUUUUCUCCCGGCAGAACUGAAGUCCCAGGCUGUGCUGCUUCUAGAUGGAUCCGGUCAACCAAGAACAAACCCUGACAGGGAGAUUUAACUCUGACAGCAAAUCAGAGUUGGUUGGUUUGUUUUCUCCCUCCCGCCCCCAUGUAUUUGGUCUGAUUGUAGGGAACUCUGCUAAGACCAAGGACACAAAGAAUAAAAAGA